AUGAGUUCUUUUGCAUUCGCCGCACCAGGAGAGUUAUUCGAUAUUAAAAUCUCGGUCAAAUCUUCAGUCAUUCCAUCAGUCCUUGCUUCCAAAUCUUCAGACAAACCCAAACCGGCCACGGACAACCAUUUCCAACGCUCGGUGCUGUUUUUCGUUCCUGAAAGUGUCCAAGGGAAGCAAAACGUGCCCCUCUUGAUUGCCUUCCACGGCUCUACGGAAACCGGGCCUAUCUUCCGUAGUAGAACAACUGCGAUGGGGUACGAUAAAUUGGCGGCAGAAUUAGGAUUCAUUGUGGCCUAUCCCAGCGGAUAUAAGGGCAACUGGAACGACUCACGGAAAGCGGCCGCCUAUCCGGCCAAGCUUGAGAACAUUGAUGACGUCGGCUUCACAAAGUCUAUCAUACAAUACUCUUCCGAGAAUUGGUCCACCUGUCCGCAACGCACCCUUGUUGCUGGUUAUUCUAACGGGGGACACAUGUGCUAUCGCCUCGCACUCGAGCUUGGUUCGAGCUACAUUGCUGGAGUUGCCAUCCACUGUGCCAACCUGCCGACAGAUGACAACUCGGAUUGCGCGACCCUAUUGGGAGACGCUGUGCCGAUCUGCAUCGUUAACGGGACCGCAGACCCCGUCAAUCCAUGGGGCGGUGGUGAAGUCAGUCUUAGCCACGGACCUGCGACUGGAGGGUCAGUUGGUUCGCGAGGUUCUCACCGAAGUGCUCUUGAGACUGCAGAUUACUUUGCUGGAAGGUUCUUAGACCAGGGCAUAGAGCUUGAAUUGGAAGAAAUUGAGGACAUGGACGAGAUUCAGGAUGUGCGCCAAUUCCGUAAUCCACGUACCGGCCGAGCCUUGGUGAAGCUACUGGCCAUGAUCGGCGAGGGGCACUAUGUCCCCGUCGCUGGAGGCGAGAAAAAAGCCCUUGUGAUAGGCCCUCGCAGAGGAUCGGUCCACGCGCCCCGUGAAGUGGUCCACUUCUUUGCGGAAAACACUCCGUGCUUCGAGGCUCGCUGA
Molecule: messenger RNA, 1008 nt
Organism: Puccinia triticina
Lineage: Eukaryota; Fungi; Basidiomycota; Pucciniomycetes; Pucciniales; Pucciniaceae
Exons: 4
Coding region: 1-1008 (335 amino acids)
Source: RefSeq, a predicted model, not a curated record